AUGUCGGGAUACAUUGAGGUCAGCGACGAAGACAGGAGAUGGGCAGCAUCGUCAUACUCGGAGGAGACCAUCUUCAGAGGCCCAUGCGGACCUGUCUUCAACAUGCUUGACUGGCUGCUGGAUCAGCUGAAGGAGCAGUCGUCCUCAAGGAUCGCCGUCCUCCUGCUGGGGCUCCUGUUUCUCAUCGGUCUGGGGAAUACCAUCAUUGAGGACGAGAGGGUGCCGGUGCUGGUGAAGGGAGGAGAACAGUGUGCGGCGGAGGAGGACCUCCUGGACCAGGAGGGACACCGUUGCCGAGUGGAGGACAAGUUGGCCAUUGGCUUCCUCAGCAUGGAGCGCUGGGUGACAUGCGCUGACUUCACGCGAGGAGGGAAGAUACUGGCUGGCUCGCAAGACGACUCGGGGAAUUUCUGGUAUGACGUCAAAGACAGGCACAAGGUCGCGUUCUUCUACAGGUGCAAGGUGGGUGACAACAACGCUAUCGCGUGGCUGGGGAGCAGGUGGACGGGAAACUUCUGGUCUGAACCUUCUGUGUACAAAUGCCAAGAGACUCCAAGCUCUCGUCCCGGGAUAGAAGCGAUCGAGGCAGGCUCCGAGAACGGAAAGAAGAUGGGGAAGGUGAAGGAGGGAGAAUAUUUUUAUGAUCCCACGAAAGCAGCGGAAGUUCGGAGGUUCUACGGGGGAUGUGCGGGCCCCUGUGCGUGCAACGACAAGUACGACGAGGAGACGAAGAGAUGCUUCAUCACCGAUCAAGCUGUUCGAAUAUUCUUUGACCCCGCACCUAACGCUCCAGGAGACGUGAAGGGAGCAAACCAAGAGACCGUGAACGUGAUGAACGCCUACUGCAAGCAACUUGGAGGAGAAAUUCAGAUGAUCAAGCGGCAGGGCGAACUCUCUGGAGAUUUCUCGAGCAUGUCCUACCUUCCCUCCGUCAAGCAGCAUGUCAUCCGCCUCUAUCGCUCCUGCGCCCGACAUGUUCCCUGCCCGGGCAAAUAA
Molecule: messenger RNA, 996 nt
Organism: Guillardia theta CCMP2712
Lineage: Eukaryota; Cryptophyceae; Pyrenomonadales; Geminigeraceae
Exons: 8
Coding region: 1-996 (331 amino acids)
Source: RefSeq, a predicted model, not a curated record